AUGACGUGUCCAGCAGGCUACAAAUGUGCAACUGCAACAACAACCACACCUACAAUCUGCAAUGCAGGCACAUAUUCUGAAGCUGGUGCCAGUGAUUGUGCAAAUUGUGGUACAGGAAAAUACAGCUCUUCAAAUGGAUCAUCUACAUGCAUGACGUGUCCAGCAGGCUACAAAUGUGCAACUGCAACAACAACCACACCUACAAUCUGCAAUGCAGGCACAUAUUCUGAAGCUGGUGCAUCAGGUUGUACAGAUUGUGGUACAGGAAAAUACAGCUCUUCCAAUGGAUCAUCUACAUGCAUGGCGUGUCCAGCAGGCUACAAAUGUGCUUCUCAAAUUACAACCACACCUACAAUCUGCAACGGAGGAACAUAUUCUGGAGCUGGUGCCAGUGAUUGUGAAAAUUGUGGUGCAGGAAACUACAGCUCUGCACAGGGGGCAACAUCAUGCAUUACAUGUCCAGCGGGAUACAAAUGUCCAUCUUCUUCCACACAAAUACCAAUAGAAUGCUCAGGUGGAACGUUUUCAGAAGCUGGAUCAACAGACUGUUCAAAUUGUGGUAAAGGAAAUUACAGUGUUGCAGGUUCAUCGUUCUGCAUGUUGUGUCCUGCAGGCUAUGAAUGUUCUUUGGUGGCCACUGUCACUCCAACACCAUGCAAUGCAGGGUUUUAUGCAACGGUGGGUGCUGCUGAUUGUUCAGAAUGUGGCAUGGGUAAUUAUAGCUCUGCUAAAGCACAGCUAUGCUUGACUUGUCCGGCUGGUUACAAGUGUGGAUCUUCAGCAACAGGAACACCAGAAAUUUGCCAAGCCGGUACAUACGCUGCUGUACAGUCACAGUCCUGUUCUAUUUGUCCGGCUGGUUUUGAAUGCCCUGACAAUGGUACAGUAACUCCAUUAGCAUGUCCAUCUGGAAGUUAUCAGCCAAACACUGGACAAGCAGACUGCCUGCCAUGCCCUGCAGGGAAAUCCUGCAGUGACAAAGUUGCCACACCAAUCAACUGUGUGACAGGCACCUAUAGUCCUCUAGGACAAGCAGAUUGCACACCUUGCAAAGAAGGCUACUACAGCUACGCAUCUGCUGCUGAGUGUGUCAUUUGUCCGGCAGGUUCCAACUGCAUUGACCCAGGUACAAAUACAAGCUGUCCAGCAGGCCAAUACAGUAAACAAGGAUGGGCCGGAUGUGUAACGUGUCCCGAUGGGACCUACAGCAACACCUCUGCUUCAGCUGCCUGUCUCCAAUGUCCAUCUGGAAUGGAUUGCUCCGAUCGAUCAGGGACACCUACAGAAUGUGCUGCAGGAAAGUACAGCCCCGCUGGGGUUGCUGCUUGUAUUGACUGCCCUCCAGGCUACUUCAGCUCAGCCAGAGCACCAAACUGUACUAUCUGUCCAGCUGGAAUGGAUUGCACUGACCCUGGUUUGACACCCGUUGACUGCAGUAGAGGUUUUUUCAGUGCUCUUGGAGUGGCAAAAUGUUCUGCUUGUCCUAAAGGUUACUACAGCUCUUCAAAGGCUGCACAAUGUACCAUUUGUGCUGCAGGGUAUAACUGUAGUGACCCCGCAGCUACACCCAACUUGUGUGAGGCAGGUAUGUACAGUGCUGUAGGGGAGGCAGAAUGCACAGCCUGCGCAGCUGGCUGGUACAGCACAUCCGGCCAGGGUGCCUGCACUGUGUGUCCACCGGGCUAUGACUGCUUCAAUUCCUCAAAUAUUCACAAGUGUGCUGCUGGAACUUUCAGUCCAGAAGGUGUAAUAGCUUGCUCACCAUGUAAUACAGGGUACUUCAGUUUAGAAGGGGCAAAUGAGUGUACCAAAUGUCCAGCUGGUAAAGAUUGUUCCAAUAAAUCUGUUACCCCGUCAAAUUGUUCAGCAGGGGCAUAUAGCAAGGAAGGUGAUGAAGGUUGCACAAUUUGCCAGACUGGAUAUUACAGCACCAGUGGCAGCGCUAGUUGUACAAUAUGCCCAAAUGGAAAUGAUUGCUCUCUGAAUUCACCGAAACUUUGCCCCGCAGGCUCAUACAGUCUGGAGGGCUGGAUAGGCUGUAUAACAUGUCCAAGUGGAUACUACAACACUCAAAAUGGAUCAACAAACUGUACUAACCUGUGUGCUGGUGGAUACAACUGCACAGACCCAAACAAUGUUGUUCAAUGUAAUGCUGGUUUCUACAGUCCAGAGGGAGUCACCAACUGCCUUGUGUGUCCACCAGGUACAUGGAGCUUGGUGGGAUAUUCAGAAUGCACCGUCUGUGACGCAGGCAAAGACUGCUCUGCUAAUAACAAAACACCAAGCAACUGUUCAGCAGGGACUUACAGUAUCAGCAGAAAUGCUGGUUGCACAAUCUGUUUGUCAGGUCAAUACAGCAGUGCUGGUAGUUCUAACUGCUCUGUUUGUCCUGCUGGUUACACUUGUGAGACCAAUACCCCAGUUCCAUGCCAGGCGGGAACGUACAGCAAAGAAGGCUGGGAUGGUUGUGUGUUCUGCCCUGAUGGUUAUUACAGCAUACUUUUAAAUGCUACAGAUUGCUCGAUCUGUCCUGGAGGACAAAACUGCGUAGAUCCUUCCAACAUCACGCCAUGCCCAGCCGGACAGUACAGCUUAGUAGGCCAAGAGAAUUGUACUACAUGUGAAAAUGGUUACUACAGCUCGCAAGGGUCUACAGUGUGUGAGCCUUGUCAGGGUGGAUAUGACUGCACUGUUCCAUCAACACCUGUGGCCUGUCUUGCUGGCUAUUACAGCCCUCCUGGCGCAGUGAAGUGUGCAAAUUGUGAGUCCGGAUUCUUCAGUAAUAGCACUGCUUCUCAAUGUACUCAGUGUCCACCUGGUAAAAACUGCUCAAACCCGGCUGUGGUUGAUCAACCCCCAGACUGUGAGGCAGGCUUCUACAGCAAAGCAGGUCAAGCAGGUUGCACGUCUUGUACAUCAGGUUACUAUAGCCUCGCAGGAUCCGAAUCUUGCACCAUUUGUCCAGCUGGAAUGAAUUGCACAAGAAAGGAUGUAGCGCCACCAACGUGUCCAGGUGGAACAUUCAGCAAACCGGCAGAUGCAGGCUGUACAAACUGCCCUGCAGGCCAUUAUAGUAUAGGAGGAAAUUCCAGCUGUGACAUCUGCCCUGCUGGCAUGAACUGUGAAAACAACACUGUAGUCCCAACCAAAUGCCCGCCAGGAACAUACAGUGAAGCUGAACAGUAUGUGCAGCUGGAUACUUCAGCAUCGCAGGGAAAGGAAAUUGCACAAUUUGCCCAGCAGGUUACAACUGUACGGAUCCUGCUGUUACCAGUGGAACCCUUCCCCCUCUCUGCCCAAUGGGCACUUACAGCGCAGAAGGAGAUCAUACUUGCACCAACUGUUUGUCAGGAUUGUACAGUCCCCCAGGCUCCACUAGAUGUGCCACUUGCGAUGCUGGGCUGGACUGCACUCAGCCAACAGCAACCAAGAACUGCUCGUCAGGGACAUUCAGUCCAGCAGGGGUCACUGGGUGCUCCCCAUGCCCCGUGGGUACCUAUAGUGACCCUGGGGCUGCUGAAUGCACUGAGUGCCCAGCAGGCCAAAACUGCUCAGACCCUGGGGCAAAGAAAGAUUGUGCCUCGGGGACAUACAGUUUCUUGGGACAGGCAGGGUGUACCACUUGUGAAUCAGGCUACCAUUCUGCUGCUGGAGCCGCCUCAUGUACCCAGUGCAGCGCAGGUUACUACUGUACAGUUACAACACAGACAGUAUGUGGCCUUGGCAAGUACAGCUCAGCGGGUGCCACUGCAUGUACCACAUGCCCCGCAGGUAGCAAAUGCGAAACGACCACCACCGCAUCCCCUGUCCAAUGUUUAG
Dreissena polymorpha is the source of this 3819-nucleotide messenger RNA. RefSeq names its product proprotein convertase subtilisin/kexin type 5-like. Bases 1 to 3819 code for a protein of 1272 amino acids. The record is from RefSeq and is a predicted model, not a curated record. The transcript is spliced from 3 exons. NCBI's taxonomy places the organism in Eukaryota, Metazoa, Mollusca, Bivalvia, Myida, Dreissenidae.